Molecule: messenger RNA, 4299 nt
Organism: Zasmidium cellare ATCC 36951
Lineage: Eukaryota; Fungi; Ascomycota; Dothideomycetes; Mycosphaerellales; Mycosphaerellaceae
Exons: 2
Coding region: 1-4299 (1432 amino acids)
Biological process (GO): protein phosphorylation; intracellular signal transduction
Cellular component (GO): cytoplasm
Molecular function (GO): ATP binding; protein serine/threonine kinase activity
Source: RefSeq, a predicted model, not a curated record
AUGUCCAGCCGAAGCCAGUGCGGGUACACGUCGCAGCCGUAUCCGGCUUUUCUGAUUUUGCGUCACCUGUUGUUGGACUCGAGCAUCGUUGUCACCGUAAAUGUUUGCGAUGAGGGAGAGGUCGAAAGCACACCCAAGUCGGAGUUGCCUCCUGCUCUGAACGUUACAACGCCCGGAACGACAGAGGCGAUCGCAAGACAGGCACAGCUAUUGGCAGGUACAGGUGGAGGCUACUUCGACCCGCACCCCGCUGGGCAAUCGACGAAUGUUCCGACGCAGGAGUUGCAGGCGCAACGAUCACAUUCACAACUACUUGCGCCAUGGGCGACGAAUCGAUCCGCGACACCUGCCAGCACCAGUGCGGCAACGGCUCCAGGUCAUAUCGAACUUCAUGAUCCCCAGGAAUCGCUUGCGGUGACAAGACCACCACCACACACCACGCAAAGCAGCUUGUCCAUCGAAAGCGCGACCAGCACGUCAACGAUCCGACCAGAGAGCCCCAACACUGGACCCCAACGACCGAGGUUUCCAAACCAGGCGCUGUCAGCUUUACAUACUCAAGAUCACGGUAGAUACUAUCUGCCGCCCUCAGUUCGACGAGGUGGACCACAACCGCAUCAAAUCUCCACGUUUGCAUCUGCGAUAGCAUCGCUGCAUUCCAGUGGCGUUCGGACUGCGGCUAACUCACCCGCCGUGACUCCAGGUUCCGGACUCUUUAACCCCUCAGGACCGCCGUCCGCCCCCCCUGCCGAUGCCACCGCCGAUUCGACUGGGACCUAUGCCAGUCCCUUCCUGCACUUCACUCACACACAUGUGCCCAAAGAGACGCAUGUUGCUGACGUUGAUGUGGAUCCAGUGUCUGGGCGCAAGCUCAUUAAUCACUACGAGGUGAUUGAUGAAUUAGGUCGCGGCACACACGGCAAAGUCAAGCUUGGGCGGGAUCUGGAGAGUCCCAGCGCGCAGCCCAGCUAUGUCGCUAUCAAGAUCGUGGAACGCUUCUCCAAGCGACGCAAACUGGGCAGGCUCGGGACUACCGAAGAUAAAGUCAAGAAAGAGGUGGCUAUUCUGAAGAAGGCUCGCCAUCCCAACGUGGUCGCCCUGCUCGAAGUCAUUGAUGAUCCGUCUCGUAAGAAGGUCUACAUCGUGCUCGAGUGGGUAGAGCGAGGGGAAAUCAACUGGCGGGUCAAAGGACCAAAAGAAAUUGCAAUGGUCGAGGUCAGGCGAUUUGAAAGGGAGAAGAGCGGGAACCAUUCAGAACGUGCGCUGGCUGAGGAUAGUGCUGUUCUCACCGAAGUCCAGAAGCGAUUACAAAAACAGAAACGCCAUCAGCUCAAAGCAUAUCGACAGCUGAAGCGCGGCACACAGGAUGCACCUGAAUUCUGGAGCGUGGAGAUGAUGGGCGACAACGAGAGUGAAGAGUCCGAAGAGGAUAGACUCUCGAGGAUGUCAUCGCUGACAGCGCCAUCCGACGCAGGGCGACUAGUUGUUGACACGCCGGGCAGAAGAGCAUCACGGACGCCCUCACCGCUACAAGCCUCCACAGAAUCAGACGCAAACUAUCUGUCGCUCACGUCGGAGCCGGAAACAACGUCUCCCACAAGUGAGCACGAUCAGCCUUCGGCUAGAAGACCCUCCAGCGCGUUCAGCAUGUCUGGCAGCAUGUCUGGACUCGAAGGGACGAUGUAUGGCCCUUACGACCCGGUGUACAGUCAAACAUCUCGUGUCGCGAGCCUGAACAGUAUGACUUCUUCAAGAAGCAGCACUGAAGGUCUGACGAGAUAUGCGACUGAGGUUCUCGAAACGCCGCUUGACUCAGAACUGGAGUACGUCCCAGUCAUGACGAUGGAGCAGAUUCGAGUCGCUUUCCGAGACACUUUGCUUGGCUUGCAGUAUCUUCACUACCAAGGCAUCGUACACCGUGACAUCAAACCACCGAAUUUGCUUGCAACCAUCGACAAUCGAGUCAAAAUCUCUGACUUUGGCGUUUCGUACCUCGGACGACCUGUUGGAGAGGGUGAGGGCGGCGAAGAUGUCAGCGAAGCUGAAGCUCAGGAUUUGGACGAUGAAGCAAAGGAGCUGGCAAAGACUGUGGGCACACCUGCGUUUUAUGCGCCCGAACUUUGCAUCGCGGACCCGACCGACGAUCCAUUACCAGUGACGAAGGCCAUCGAUGUUUGGGCGCUUGGAGUCACGCUCUUCUGCAUGUUGUUCGCUCGCACGCCCUUUGUCGAUAACGAAUUCGUUGUCAUGCGACAGAUCGCCGACGAAGAGAUCUAUCUACCUCGCAGACGACUCCAACCGGUCGAUCUCAAGCCAAAGUCGAGGCCGAAUUCCCACAGUCGGGCGUUCCAACCACUACAGAAUGGCCGCCGUCACGAGCUGGAUCUUGUGUACGAGGAAAUUGACGACGAUUUGCAUGACUUGAUGAAGCGACUAUUGACCAAAGACCCGCGAAAGCGAAUCACACUAGAGGAAGUGCGGCAUCACCCGUGGGUCGUUGCGGAUUUGUCGAAUACAUUGCAAUGGCUCGAGGAGACCGAUCCUUCGAGACAGUCUGAGGGCAAGAAGAUUGAAGUUUCCAAAGAGGAACUGAACACUGCCGUCGUGCCUCUCAACCUGGUGGAGCGGAUGAGAUCUGGAAUGAAGAAGAUCUUGGACAGGACUGGAAUUACUCGUACACGUGGCCAGUCGAAUGCCGGCAGCGCAAAAGAAGGGUCGCCUGCGGGGUCCGCUAAUUCGUCUAGCAGUACGAUUAGCCAGGAUGCAAGACGACAAAGCAUGCGAGGAGACGAAUCGAUAUACAACGCUCUGCACAAAUAUCGCGAGGGUGAGCAUCCACUGUCUAAGAGCCUGGCUGCCACCCCCGAGAACGAAAAGCAUGAACAACGUUACUUCGACAAGAUGCCGAAAGUCAAUGGCAAUGAAGAGGCGAGCAACGACUUAUCGAGAACUCCUUCACGCCCGAGUCCACCUCAUAGGGCGAUGACUAUUCACUCUGCAGCUGGCUCUAUGCGAACAGUCACGCAGUCAGACUAUCGCAAAGCUCUGGCUGAAUCUCCGCCUCCCUCGCCUGGUCUUCCAGGCACACCCAUGGCUCUCUCUUCUCCUGGAGGCGGCCACUUGAGCGGCAUUUUCGGCGGUCCUGGUCGCCUGAUCAAAGGUGUCCGAGAGCGAAGCAUUCAAUCAACUCGCCGGAACAGAGCUCCUUCCAGUUCCAGGGGAUCCGUGGAGGAGUCUGACCACCAUGCCGAAGCAAGUAUUGCAGUCAGCCACACAAGCGCCGCUGGUCACGUGCACGCCCCUGAAACUCUCGAUCGCUUCACGCCGAACUCGAGCGCUCAUAACAGCCCGGCUUCGUCGCGGCCGCAUUCAGUGGUAUCUGAUCCAGCCCAGCAGCAUUACCACCUGCAGCCUCUCGAUGCUGGCUCGAUCUCGCGAAAGAGUUCCACGAGCUCCCUUGCGUCGAUAGGAAAGCGCAUGGGCGACACGUUCCGAAGCAGUGCCAGGUCACAGUCUCGCCGGGCUCCAGAAUCAAGUGCUGAGGAUUGGAAGCGGGCAGACGAGCGAGUGCGCAAGCUCGUGCGAGAGGGGAAGGAAGAGUUGGAAAGAGGGAAGAUGUCACCCCACUUGUUCGAGUCUCCGCGGGCUUUUGAGGGUGGAAUAUGCCCAACGAGUCCAGAUGACCUCCGACCUAAGCGAGAUGACUCGCGCGUUCCAUCUCUCGCGGAGAGUUCGAAUCCGGACACGCCUGCAGAUACGCCAUCGGAAGGCAUCAGUCCAACGAACCAGACUGGACAGUUACCACCAGCACUGGUGUCGAGUUCUUCUGACCUCGGAUCUGCAGUCUCAAUGUCGAUAUCGAAUCCGUCCAUACCCUCGGUCAUCUCAGAAGCAUCGUCUGUUGACCCAGGUGAAGAAUUUUACAAGAUCAACGGCGAUGAGACGCGAGAACCAUCAUCGGACGAUACACUCAAUGCCAGUCCGAGAACCAAACCAAUCGACGAGCGUAUGGAUGAAGGCUACAGCCCAGACCAAGAACUCGCUCUAGACACAGACCGCGACGAGGAGUUCGACUCGUCUUCCGAUAGUGACGGCGGACUGGUCAUGUCUCGUCGCAAAUCGGCCGCCAGAGGACACGGGCUUGUCGUUGGCACCGAAACACCGAAGGAGCGUCGAGGGACGGGUCUCUCCACUCGCUCGAAGAAGUCUUCCCGUUCUGGUUCUAACAACACCAUGAAGAAGGUCAGGACUCGAGAGAGUGGCGACGAGCGGCGGUCGUUGGAGAUCAGUGAGGAGUGA